Molecule: messenger RNA, 1566 nt
Organism: Parnassius apollo (apollo)
Lineage: Eukaryota; Metazoa; Arthropoda; Insecta; Lepidoptera; Papilionidae
Source: the annotation of a GenBank genome assembly
AUGAUCCUGCAGUUAUUUAUCAUUUUUUUAUCAAUUACUUUAUUCUUGUUGUAUUAUUUAUCUACUAAGAAUUUUAAUUAUUGGAAGGUAAGGAAUGUGCCGUAUUUGAAACCUUUGCCAUUAUUUGGUAAUUAUCGUGAUUAUAUUUUACUGAAAGAAUGGGGCCCAUUGAUUACAUAUCGUAUAUGUAAAGAGUUCCCCAAGGAGCCUUUAAUCGGUGCUUUCUAUGGUACAGAACCCUCGCUCAUAGUUCAAGAUCCAGAGAUAAUAAAAGUGAUUACUACAAAAGACUUCUAUUACUUUAACAGUAGAGAGGUAGCUGAUUAUACAGACAAAGAGAUUAUAACACAAAAUAUUUUCUUCGCUCACGGAGACAAAUGGAAGGUGGUACGCCAAAAUCUAACCCCAUUGUUUACUUCAGCAAAAAUGAAGAACAUGUUCUAUUUGAUUGAGAAAUGCUCGCGAAUGCUGGAGAAAUUGCUAGACGAAGAAAGCACGACAUCGCCAAUUAUAGAAGUGCGCUCUCUUAUGGCGCGUUAUACCAUGGACUGCAUUGGCUCUUGCGCCUUCGGUGUGGAAACAAACACAAUGAAAAAAUGUGACACUCCCAAUCCCUACACAAUAAUGGGCGAAAAAAUAUUUGAAAAUUCUUCAACCAGAGCCAUCAAAUUAUAUACCAGAGCGAUGUGGCCUGCAGUGUUCUACUCGUUGGGUUAUCAGAUCUUCCCAAAUGAAAUAAUAUCGUUCUUUAAAAAGUUACUGAUCGGUGUAUUCGAGAGCAGGCAAUACAAGCCGUCAAAUAGGAACGACUUUGUAGAUCUUGUAUUAAAUUUAAAACAAAAUGAGUUUGUGACCGGCGAUAGCAUCUCUAAUCUAAAAACUGGAGAGGGAAAGAAAGUACAUCUAGAAGUAAACGAUGAUUUGUUAACCGCACAGUGUGUUUUAUUCUUCGCAGCUGGUUAUGAGACAUCAGCUACAACACUUAGCUUAACUCUUUAUGAACUGGCAAAGAACCAGGAAGCACAGUUAAAAGCCAUAGCAGAAGUAGACGAGUAUCUUCAUCGCCAUGGACGAAAAAUUGAGUACGAUUGCGUCAAUGAGCUGCCCUACGUCGAAGCGUGUAUAGAUGAAGCUCUUCGUUUAUAUCCAGUCUUGAGCACCAUCACCAGGGAGUUGGUUGAAGAUUACACGCUACCGACAGGUUUACGUCUAGACAAGGGAAUGCGCAUACAUAUUCCAGUCUAUCGUCUACAUCACAACCCAGAAUUCUUUCCGAAUGCUGAAAAUUUCCUACCGGAACGAUUUCUUGCAAAUGAGAGAGAGAAUAUCAAACCCUUCACUUAUAUUCCUUUCGGAUUAGGACAAAGAAUUUGUAUCGGUAUGCGUUUUGCAAAGAUGCAAACAUUGGCAGGAAUGGUGGCACUGUUCAAGAAUUACCGAGUGGAAACUGCAAGUGACACUCCUGAUACGAUCAAGUUUGACCCCAGAGGUAUUAUCUCGCAACCUAGUACCAAAAUCAACUUGAAGUUCGUCCGUCGUCAUGACAGGGAAAAACAUAAUAUGUAA